AAAAAAAAAAACAAUACAAUAACUGGCAGGCAGAUUUUUCAAGGUGAUUCCAGCUGAGUUAGGGAGUUGUCCAUAAAUUAUCAUAAUUGUACUGUGGGAGAUAGUAGCUGAAACAUUUAUGCCCUGUGAGACUUAUACAGAUUGGUAUUAUUAUCCUAGGCGACCAUCCUUUGAUAACAGGAAAAUGGCAGAACGGUGUCCAAGAUGUUCAAAUAUGGUGUAUUUUGCAGAGGAAAUAAAGGCUUUGGGAAAGAAAUGGCACAAACUGUGUUUCAAAUGUGGAAACUGUAACAAGCUGUUGGAUAGCACUACAUGCACAGAACAUGACGGAGACGCAUUCUGCAAGUCUUGCUACGGGAAGCUCUUCGGACCCAAGGGCUAUGGAUUUGCCGGAGGAUCCUCCGGUUUAUCUAUGGACACAGGCAACCCCCAUCAGCAAACCCGCAGUAAUGUUUCGCAUUACUCAGAGGCUCAAGGUGCCCCCCUGAUAAACCAGGGCAAACCAAAGUGGGGCGGAACUGACGGUUGCCCCAGGUGUGGAAAAGCGGUCUACUUUGCGGAAGAAGUGAGAGCCCUCGGAAAGAAGUUUCACAAACUCUGCUUAGCUUGUGCCAACUGUAACAAGCUACUUGAUAGCACAACUUGCAACGACCACAACAAUGAGAUUUUCUGCAAGGCCUGCUACACCAAGAACUUUGGACCCAAGGGUUACGGGUUCGCUGGGGGUGCUUCUGGUCUCUCUAUGGACACAGGCCGCCGGCAUGAGGUCACCACUGAAAAUGUUUCUCACCUGGCCCAGGCCCAGGCUGCUCCACUGAUGAAUGGCAGGGGUGGAUCAGGACGAUUUGGGGGUGGGGACCAGUGCCCCAGGUGUGGAAAACAGGUGUACUUUGCGGAAGAAGUCAGGGCUCUGGGAAAGAAGUACCAUAAACUCUGUCUCAGAUGUGCAAGCUGUAACAAAGGACUUGACAGCACCAACUGCACCGACCACCAUGACAAUGUCUACUGCAAGAACUGCCAUGGUAAACUGUUCGGACCAAAAGGAUACGGCUUUGCAGCUGGAGCCUCCGGACUCUCCAUGGACACAGGGAACCCUAACGAAGUGACCAAACAGAAUGUCUCGUCUUACGCUGUGGCUCAGGCGGCACCAUUGCUGGAGCAGGACAACAGGAGGCCGGGUAACUACGGCUCCUCGGACAUGUGUGGCAGAUGUGGCAAAGCGGUGUUCUUUGCAGAGAAGGUCAUGGGAGGAGGUGGUAUAUACCACAAAGCUUGUUUUAACUGCACUGCAUGUGGGAAGAAAUUGGACUCCACUACAGUGACUCAGGCAGAGGGCGAUAUCUUCUGUAAAUCUUGUUAUGGUAAACACUUUGGACCAAAAGGUUUUGGAUUUGGACAAGCUUUGCAACACACUGGUUGAGACGUUUAGACCUUAUUGAGAGGAUAGCAGUCCAUGGACCAAAUUAUAAAUUCAUUUGGUGUGUGCACCUCCAGGCAUGGAGCGUGGAUAUCUGUGUUUGUGUCGCCAUGUUGUGUAUCUGGUGUUGAUGUCAAAAUUUUCCAACUGUUGUUCAACACAGAAUCUGACCUCAGACAAUUUUUUUUUUACCCCAGAGGAUUAUGAGCUGACAUUUAAUCUAAAGAUGCAUUACCAUCAAUUUUUAUUUAAUUUGAUUAACAUAGGUCUGAGUUUACUUGAGUACAUUUUAUAUUAUUGACAAUUUUUUUUUUUGCAAUUUUUCUCUUACAUGUACAUGAAAUAGUUUUAUUUAUUUUAAACAGAUUUUAAUAAUGCUUAUUUUUAGAUAGAUGAUUUGUUUUCUUCUAAUAUCUUGGGUUUUUUUUUAAAUGUUUUCAUUUAUUUUUACACUUGAGGACCACACAUAUAGGAUGCAAUUUUAUUUCAAAUCUUGUUUUAUCAUGGUAUGUUAUCCUUAUAAUUUUUGUUUUAUAGUCACAAACUACAUGUUUCCUCUAAUAAAAUGAAGUAAAAUGAAAUUUGGAUGCUCAUGAAAGGAUUAAAAGGCUGUUAUUGCAGAUUGUAGUCCUAGUUUCACAUAAUGACAAUUAAUGAAAAUAUAUUGGGUACUUGGAUGAGUGGAGAUAUUUAUUUUAGAGUCAUCUUGUGUAUUAGAAGCAGAUGUGUAAUAUAAUUGAAGAGGUUGAGAAUCAUUGACAUCCAAAAUUGUAUUGGCUUAAUUAAAGAGGUUGGUUAAUCAACUAAAUAUCCAUCAUGUCCACUAAAACAUUAAAUAUGAUUUCUAAGCCAUAAAUAUACUUCAGUAAAGGAAAAAACCCAUAUGUUUUGACUAUAAAAUUUGUAUAUUGAGAUUUUCUUUAUGACCUUGUCCAUCCAGCUCUUUUUAAUACAAAUUCAAAUAUAUCUAUCUCAUUUUUUCCCCCCUGUGAUUCAUUCUAAUGUAUUUAUUAGUGUUCGUUCAAUUUUGUGCGUUGUAGAAGAUGUAUAGAUUGAAAACUAGUGCAAUGUACAGAUCAUUGUUGAAGCUUAUAUAAAGCUUCAGGAAAUAUUAUAUUACUUAAAAAAUAAAAUAUUUCAUACCUAUUCAUGAAAGACAGCAUAAAUGUGUUAAUUCAGGAAAACUAGUGAAACAGGACAAAAUCUGUAGCUAUUUUGUAUGCAAUGUUAGUUGUCCAUCAAAGUUUCUUUGUUCAAGCUUGUUAAGUGUUGUUAUGACUGUUUAUAUCAAUUUGAUGUAGCCCCAUCUAAAAUACAGAAGUGAUUUCACUACUUGUACUUGUAUGCCCCCCCCCCCCCCCCCCACACAGUGCCCAGGACAUCAAUCAUUCUACUACAUGUACUAUAGGGUAACCAUUGGAUAUCUACAUGCACUCUGUCAGAAAAUGUAUUUUUUAAAAAUUGUCUUAUCUCCGGGUUUUUUUUUUCUCAUUCCUGGGUGUAGGAAAAGGAUGUUGGUUUUUUUUUUACUCUCUUGUAUUUCUUUUUAAUCAGAAGGGAAAGUGGUCCAUAGGGACAAGAUGUAAUAUUUUAUUUUUUUU
Messenger RNA from Magallana angulata, 3018 nucleotides. RefSeq names its product muscle LIM protein Mlp84B-like. Gene Ontology annotation, cellular component: cytoplasm; nucleus; Z disc. Gene Ontology annotation, molecular function: structural constituent of muscle; actinin binding. Bases 119 to 1420 code for a protein of 433 amino acids. NCBI's taxonomy places the organism in Eukaryota, Metazoa, Mollusca, Bivalvia, Ostreida, Ostreidae. The transcript has 10 exons. Gene Ontology annotation, biological process: sarcomere organization; muscle tissue development. The record is from RefSeq and is a predicted model, not a curated record.